Messenger RNA from Coccinella septempunctata (seven-spotted ladybird), 1101 nucleotides. Its product is annotated as trihelix transcription factor DF1-like. The record is from RefSeq and is a predicted model, not a curated record. The transcript has 2 exons. Bases 215 to 1045 code for a protein of 276 amino acids. Lineage: Eukaryota; Metazoa; Arthropoda; Insecta; Coleoptera; Coccinellidae.
GUGGCUUUCCAAUUGCACAAUUUGAGCACCCAGUCGAGCACAUGCGUGCGCAGUGCUUCAAACGCAUGUUCCAAAUUGUCGUUUUUAAGAUCUGUGUGUCAAACACGGUUGCGUUUUCCCCUUGCCCCUCAAACACCAGAUAAAGGUUUGCGCUUUUAACACAAAGUAUAAAAUUGAGGUUAUGUAGAUUUAGAUGUGUUUUGAAAUUUAAAAAAUGGAAUCACAACCGGGCUGCUCAAAACAACAUUCUCUUACAUUAUUGGAUGCAGAAACGAAUUCGGAAUAUGCAUUAUUGCUCAAUGAAGAAGACUAUAAAAGGGCUCAAAUAGAUGUUGCCUUUGCAUCUACACUAUUAAACUUUGCCAAAAAUGAAGAACUAAGGACUGAUGAAUACUUGAACAAGGAAAACAGACAGGAGCUGGAAUCUCCAAAAAGUGAAACAUGGGAUUACAAUGCUGUUCUUUGUUUGCUUAGUUGUAUGGAAAAUAACAUGGAGGACAUGCAACAUCCCAAAAAAAAGAAAAAUGUAUUCCCAAAUAUUAGCAAUGAACUUUUAAGCAAUGGCUUCAUAUACAACGCUACAGCAUGCUACAACAAAUGGCGCAGUCUCUUAAGAAGUUACAAAAGUACCAAAGAUAAAAACAACAAAACAGGCAGAGGUGCAAGCAGGUUUAUGUUUUUUGAACAAAUGGAUAAUUUAUUAGGAGAUAAACCAUCCAUCAGCGCCCAACAUACAAUGGAAUCUUCAGAAGCAAAUAGUAAUUUAAUUACAGAUAUUAAUACAAGUGACAAUAUGAGUUUAAUUGAAAACCAUACUGAUGUAGAACCUGACUUGGAAGUAAGUUCAGAGAACGAAAAAAGUGCCAACAGCCGAACAAAGUUUUUUCGGAAACGGAAGCGGGAUGUUGAAAUAAAAGAAGAGAAUAAAGAAAAACGACACAAAGACAGAAUAAAUAUUGAAAGAGAAAAGUUAACUGUGGAGAAACAAAAAGUGAAAAUCUUACAAGAAAUAUUGCUGAAGCUCAAUGAAAAUAACAAGAAUUAAGAAGUAUGCUAUAAUGCAAUUUAUUUUCGUUUAUUCCAAAAGUUGUGAUUAUUUAU